Molecule: messenger RNA, 923 nt
Organism: Acomys russatus (golden spiny mouse)
Lineage: Eukaryota; Metazoa; Chordata; Mammalia; Rodentia; Muridae
Product: mast cell protease 4
Exons: 5
Coding region: 81-827 (248 amino acids)
Biological process (GO): proteolysis
Cellular component (GO): cytoplasm; intracellular membrane-bounded organelle
Molecular function (GO): serine-type endopeptidase activity
Source: RefSeq, a predicted model, not a curated record
UCUCCUUACUUUGGAACUAUAAAAGCUGGAGCCAGGGCAGGAACACACCAGAAGCUCACCCAGGCUGCUCCAGCAGGAAGAUGAAGGCCCUACUCUUCCUGUUGGCCCUUCUCUUGCCUCCUGGAGCUGGAGCUGAGGAGAUUAUCGGUGGUGUGGAGUCUAAGCCACACUCCCGUCCUUACAUGGCCUAUCUGGAGAUCACCACUGAGAGAGGUUACACUGGCAGCUGUGGUGGGUUUCUCAUAAACCAACAAUUUGUGAUGACUGCUGCACACUGCAAAGGAAGAAAAAUCACUGUCACUCUCGGAGCUCAUGACGUGAGCAAGACAGAAUCCACACAGCAGAAGAUAAAAGUCAAGAAACAGAUCGUUCACCCAAACUACAACUUCUAUUCCAAUCUCCAUGAUAUCAUGUUACUGAAGCUUGAAAAGAAAGCUACGGUGACUCCUGCGGUAGACGUAAUUUCCCUGCCUGCUCCGUCUGACUUUAUUGAACCUGGAAAAAUGUGCCGGGCAGCUGGCUGGGGGAGAACCGGCGUGCUGGAACCAACGUCGGAUUUGCUGAGGGAGGUGAAACUAAGAAUCAUGGAUAAGACAGCCUGUAAAAACUACUGGCAUUACAACUAUGACUUCCAGGUCUGUGUGGGCAGUCCGACAAAGAUAAGAUCAGCGUACAAGGGAGACUCCGGGGGACCUCUGCUGUGUGCUGGGGUAGCCCAUGGUAUUGUAUCUUAUGGACGUGGAGAUGCAAAGCCCCCUGCAGUCUUCACCCGAAUCUCCCCAUAUGUGCCCUGGAUUAAAAAAGUGAUAAAGGAGGACAGUAGCUGAAAAGCCUGGCCAGCCUGAGUCAGAGUCUGCAAGCCAGCGCUCUUCUAGAACCCUUGGGUACAACAAAGCCUGUCUCCAGCCUGUUCCCAGCCUGCC